AUGGCUUCUCUAUGCUUCCGUCUGAUUUCAGCUAUCAUCUCUCAAAUCAUCUUAUCGCUCCUUGAUCCCUUUUAUUAUCCCGUCCUUUGUCCUUUCCACCAGGCCAGCAGAGAACUCACUCAACGUGAGUUGCAUUUAACACAACGUGAACGCGAUCGUCUUCGUAUUGAGCUUGCGAACCGUCGUACUUCACUUGACACUGCAUUAAUCGGACGUAUAGCUUCUUCUACAGCUGCCUCUUCCAAUGCAUGUUCUGCUUUCACUCCCGUUCAGUAUAAAGUUGUCAUUUCUGCUGCAAAUGUCUCCAGUCGCAAUAAGGCUGCGACUUCUACUACAAGUGUAAAUAAACAAACUUCUAACAAGGACACCUCGUUAGACGCUGGUCUCAUGAACAAGGAUAAUGCUAUCGCCUCCGGGCAAUCUUGCACAAACUACUCUGAUAAGACAAACUUGCCUUACAUUAGAUCGCCUUAUCGCCCGGCUAGGGAUUCCAAUCACUUAGUUCACAAGGCCAAAGCACACAUUGAUGCCAUCGACAUAAACGCCAUUCCUCCUUCUCGUCAAUGGUCUGCCCACAUUUGGAACCCAUUUAAGGCGCGAUCAGAUUGCACACAACCAGAUUUUGUUGAGACCAACGCAACUGAUACCAUUUCUUUUCACGAUACAGAAAGAGAAAUAACUUCGGGGAUCCUUGAAGUGACCAAGACAGACUAUGGUGUCGCCGAAUCCUCGAACGUGACUGGCUUUCCGAUAGAAUUGAAGGAAAGGAAAAAUAAUUUUCUUAAGGAGAAAGCUGAAGGUUAUACCGACUUAGGCUUGGCAUCAUUGGAUCAAAACGCGGGUAUUGAUGCUGACGAUUUCAAGAAAAAAGAAGAUGACGCGAAG
Molecule: messenger RNA, 885 nt
Organism: Protopolystoma xenopodis
Lineage: Eukaryota; Metazoa; Platyhelminthes; Monogenea; Polystomatidea; Polystomatidae
Source: the annotation of a GenBank genome assembly